Candoia aspera is the source of this 489-nucleotide messenger RNA. It is a transcript of the gene PMCH, whose product is annotated as pro-melanin concentrating hormone. Gene Ontology annotation, molecular function: type 1 melanin-concentrating hormone receptor binding; melanin-concentrating hormone activity. NCBI's taxonomy places the organism in Eukaryota, Metazoa, Chordata, Lepidosauria, Squamata, Candoiidae. The record is from RefSeq and is a predicted model, not a curated record. The coding region runs from base 10 to 489 and encodes 159 amino acids. Gene Ontology annotation, biological process: behavior; chemical synaptic transmission. The transcript is spliced from 2 exons.
CGUUGGAGAAUGUGUAUCUCAUCCUAUGCAUUACUAUUGAUUUUUUCUCUUUUCUCUCAAGGGUCCUUACUUUCUGUUUCAAAGUCUAUGCGAAAAGCAGAAGAUAAUAUGCUGCUAAGUACAUUCAGCCUUGGAAAGAUAACACAGAAUGGUGACAAAUCUGGAAAGUCUCUGCCUGCAUCUUCUUUUGAGCAUUAUAAAAUAGAGGACAGCAGUUUUCUGGAUGAAGACCGAAACCCACAUUUCUCAAAUAUAGGUUACAAACAUCAUGUCAUAAACUAUGGCCAACCACAGAGCCUAAGUGUUAAGCAACUUCCUUAUUUUGAACUGGAGGGACCUAUGACUUUUCCAUCAAAUGCUGAGGUUGAAAAUAUUGAAUCAAUACAAGAAAGGAGUGAGACGGGAAGUGACGAAAACUCAGAUAAAUUGCCUGUCGGAAGAAGAGAUUUUGAUAGUAAGUUAUAUUUUCGGGUGACUGCAAAAAAGUAA